Salarias fasciatus (jewelled blenny) is the source of this 623-nucleotide messenger RNA. RefSeq names its product succinate dehydrogenase complex assembly factor 4 (gene sdhaf4). NCBI's taxonomy places the organism in Eukaryota, Metazoa, Chordata, Actinopteri, Blenniiformes, Blenniidae. Gene Ontology annotation, biological process: mitochondrial respiratory chain complex II assembly. The transcript has 2 exons. Gene Ontology annotation, cellular component: mitochondrion. The record is from RefSeq and is a predicted model, not a curated record. The coding region runs from base 133 to 459 and encodes 108 amino acids.
GCUCAGUCGCAGGAUGAUGACGUCGCACAGAGCGCAGGGACAAUAACAACCUCCCGUCCCGGUGUUGUGCAAGUGAUCCAGCUCCUCCGAGGUUCUCCGCAGGGCCCCGGUUCCAGGUGACCCCCCGCAGACAUGCUCCUCCUGCGGCUCCGCUCCUCCGCCGGCGGCCUGCUGCUCGGCGGCCUCCGGGCAGGGCAGCGCGUCGCCGGGUCCGGAGGCUCCGGAUGGAGCUCCCGGUUCCGAUCCGCCAGCGGCGCGGUGAAGGAGGGCCAGCCGCUGAAGAAAGCCCGAACCCCGCAGGGACGCUUCGACAGCCCGGAGGACGCGAAGAGCAGGGACGCCCUGGAGAAGUUCCCCGACGACGUGAACCCCGUCACCAAGGAGAAGGGCGGGCCCCGGGGCCCGGAGCCCACCCGCUACGGGGACUGGGAGAGGAAGGGCCGCUGCGUGGACUUCUAGUCCGUCCUGAGGUCUGCUCAGAGCGAGGCUGGGACCAGCCUGGACUUCCUGUUCCUCUUGCAUGUGGAUUUAGGUUCUGCUGGGUUCUUCCGCCCGGACUCGGCCUGCUGUUCUUCAUGUGGCGUUCUGCUGCUCGCUCUCCGCUCAAUAAACCGCUGACAUGU